Marasmius oreades (fairy-ring Marasmius) is the source of this 819-nucleotide messenger RNA. RefSeq lists its product as uncharacterized. The transcript has 2 exons. The coding region runs from base 1 to 819 and encodes 272 amino acids. Lineage: Eukaryota; Fungi; Basidiomycota; Agaricomycetes; Agaricales; Marasmiaceae. The record is from RefSeq and is a predicted model, not a curated record.
AUGUUCCAUCAAAUACCAUGUCCCUAUCAAGGGUGUCUUCGCACCUUCGCUCUUCAAGGCCACUUAACAAAACAUACCAAUGCCGUGCAUCAAAAUGAGCACCGUAAUCUGCCAACACCGCCUAUCCAUACUAACUUCGACGAGCCAGGACCUUCAGUACUUCUUAUCACUCCAGAACUUGAAGACAUUGCGGUCGAUCCUGUCAACACGGAGAAGCACUAUCACCCUAUUUUAAGCGGUUGGAAGUGCGAUGCAAAUGGAAACAGAUUACCGCACGGUGCACCACCUGAGGGACCCCCUGUUAUCGAAAACGAAUGGGAACCGUUUGCCAAUGAAGCGGGCUUCCGGAUAGCUGAUUUACUCUACCGAAAGGUAGAGAUGUCUCAUGCUCGGGUUAACGAGUUGCUUGAUAUCUGGUUCCAUGAUGUCAGCACACGGUAUGGUGGAACCUCCGCUCCAUUCUCCUCUCAGCAACACCUCUAUGAGAUGAUAGACUCUAUCAAACAUGGGAGUGUGCCGUGGUGUUGCUUGGAGACUGAAGUUGAGCCGCCCGAGGAUACAACACCGGAGUACCUCAAAUCUUCUUACCAAGUUUGGUAUCGAGACCCUGAUACUGUUCUUUCCAAUAUUCUCUCUAACCAAGACUUUUCUGAUGAUUUUGAUACCGCACCCUAUGUCCAUGUCAAUAAAGACAGUAAAUGUUGCUGGAGUGACUUCAUGUCAGGAAAUUAUGCGUUUAAUCAUGCGGUGCAUUUUCUAUACCAAGAGUUCCAGAGUGCAGUCCUUAACAAAGUUGCUGUACUAGACGAACAUUUCUGA